AUAACUACGAGUAUAAUCAUAAUUAUCAAUUUUGUAACAGAAAAAAUAAAAACAAACAUAUGCCCGAGGUAUAAUCCCUGUUUCCGUUUAAACAAAGUCUAAUUUUUGCCAUUUUCAACUUCCUCCAAUUCAUCAAUCAGGGAGAGGUUAAUCAUGGCAACUGCAACAAUGGCUACUGCAGCAGGUGCAGCAGCUCUUUUAUACUAUACGUUGAAUAGGAAAUUACAGACUCAAACCACAGUUGAUGAAGAUGGUGAAGAAAGUGGUAGUGAUGCGCCGACUGACAUGCGGUUCCGUGUUACUCAUAGGUUAAUUCAAGCCCCUGCUACAUGGUUGGAGACAAUUUCAACAUUGUCUGAAACUCUUAGGUUUACGUAUUCGGAGACACUUGGCAAAUGGCCUAUUGGGGAUUUGGCAUUUGGUAUUAGCUUUCUUCUCAAGAGGCAGGGAAACUAUCACGUUGACAGUGUAUUUGGUGGUAAUGAAAGUGUACAGCUGAAAGGAUCCGAGAUUACUGCUGAACUUAAGUAUCUGUUAAAUUUGCUGACUCUGUGUUGGCAUUUUUCAAAGAAGCCCUUUCCCUUAUUUCUAGAAGAAACUGGCUACCCUGAUGAGAAUGUUCUUCUUCGGGAACCGAAAGCUGGGAUUUUGAAACCGGCUUUUACAAUCAUAGUUGAUCACAAGAUGAGGUGUUUUUUGUUGCUGAUUCGUGGCACACAUAGUAUUAAGGAUACUCUAACAGCUGUUACCGGAAGUGUGGUACCAUUUCAUCACACUGUAGUUCAUCAAGGGGGUGUUAGUGAUCUGGUUUUAGGUUAUGCACAUUGUGGAAUGGUAGCUGCUGCACGUUGGAUUGCAAAGCUUGCAACUCCUUGUCUCCUUGAUGCACUUGGCCAAUACCCAGACUAUGAAGUUAAGAUUGUAGGACACUCUUUGGGUGGAGGCACAGCAGCAAUUCUAACGUAUGUAUUACGAGAGCAAAAGGAACUGUCUGUGACUACAUGUGUUACAUUUGCUCCAGCUGCUUGUAUGACAUGGGAGUUGGCAGAGUCAGGCAAUAGUUUUAUUACUUCUAUCAUAAAUGGAGCUGAUUUGGUGCCUACAUUUUCAGCUGCAUCUGUAGAUGACUUGCGUACUGAGGUGACAGCAUCAGCAUGGAUAAAUGACUUGAGGAAUCAGAUUGAGCAAACAAGAAUACUUAGUACUGUUUAUCGUUCUGCCUCAGCACUGGGUUCUCGCCUCCCAUCUAUUGCCAGUGCUAGAGCAAGAGUUGCUGGAGCUGGGGCUAUGUUGCAGCCAGUUUCUAAUGGUACCCAGGUUGUGAUGAAAAGGGCCAAGAGUAUGGCUCAGGCAGCAUGGACACGUCCAAACCUUAACUUGACCUCUUGGUCAUGCAUGGGACCUCGUCGCCGAGCGACAGGUGCUCAUUUCAAAGAAGAAGGAAGUUCCCCUAGAUCUCCAGCCUCCGACAAUGCAGAGAGUUCUGAUUCACUUCUUUGUUCAUCGCCCAGGAAGGGGAUAAACGCCAAGAGCAUGAACCUUCCUGUAUCUUCAUCUGUAGACGAAUGGACAUCUGAAAUUGAAUGUGCAAAUGAAAGUAAUGCAGAUGCCGAGGUGGACGAUGAUCUCCUUCUCAGUGAGAACACGAUGGACCAUGACAGAUACGAGGAUCAGAUGAGUGAAGUGGAGUUGUGGCAACAACUAGAGCAUGAACUGUAUGACAGACCUGAAGGUGAGGAAGCUGACGUGGCUAAGGAGAUAAGGGAAGAAGAGGAAGCAGCCGAAACCGAGGUAGUCGGGCAAACCCGUAACAGCUCUGCACUAGAAACUAAAGAAGUUCACAGAUUUUUCCCUCCAGGAAAGAUAAUGCACAUCGUUACUCUCCACUCUGAUUCUACCGAGCUUGAAAGUGAUGGCAGCCCGACCUCUUCUACAAGUUCGGAUGAUAGCCAGCUGGAUGAGACUAAGAUAGGGAUUUUCCUAACUUCAAGGUCUUUAUAUAGUAAACUCAGACUUUCACAGACCAUGAUCAGUGAUCACUUCAUGCCGGUAUAUAGAAAGCAGAUUGAAAGGCUAAUUAAAGAACUUGAGGAAGAAUCUAAUGAGGAUCAUAGAACAAAAGAAGUAAUGUUAUAGUCAAAGGCAUGAUCACUCUUAGAUUUAUAUGUUUGUACCAUACAUGUCAUUGGGAGUUUUUUGUCCCAUUGAUUGCGCGGAACUAAGUCUCAUAGGAACAGCAGUUUUUGUGUUGUGCUGCAGUGAGGAGCUGAAAUGGUUGGUGAUUUCUGCCGCCUAAUAUACUGAUAGUGAUGGUCACUCUUAUACUCAUCCCCGGAUGCUUUAAUAUCGAUGUUCGUCGGGGACAGCUAAUUGUAAAUGGAUUCCCGAUUCGAAGUUGUUUGUAAAUAAUAAUAAAAAUAAUGAUGUGAUAAACUGAGCUGUAAAAGGUUAAAAUGACUCGUUAUCUAAAUGAAAUUAUUUGCUCUCUAUUAAAAA
Molecule: messenger RNA, 2496 nt
Organism: Medicago truncatula (barrel medic)
Lineage: Eukaryota; Viridiplantae; Streptophyta; Magnoliopsida; Fabales; Fabaceae
Exons: 8
Coding region: 154-2136 (660 amino acids)
Biological process (GO): lipid catabolic process
Source: RefSeq, a predicted model, not a curated record